Galeopterus variegatus (Sunda flying lemur) is the source of this 979-nucleotide messenger RNA. It is a transcript of the gene RIMS4, whose product is annotated as regulating synaptic membrane exocytosis 4. NCBI's taxonomy places the organism in Eukaryota, Metazoa, Chordata, Mammalia, Dermoptera, Cynocephalidae. The record is from RefSeq and is a predicted model, not a curated record. The coding region runs from base 1 to 753 and encodes 250 amino acids. Gene Ontology annotation, cellular component: presynaptic membrane; cytoskeleton of presynaptic active zone. The transcript is spliced from 6 exons. Gene Ontology annotation, molecular function: small GTPase binding; transmembrane transporter binding. Gene Ontology annotation, biological process: regulation of synaptic plasticity; positive regulation of synaptic transmission; calcium ion-regulated exocytosis of neurotransmitter.
AUGGAGUUUACCUUCUACUCCAAGGAGGAGGAAGCUGAAGGGGACAGCCGGAGGCUGAAGGGGGCGAUCCAGAGGAGCACAGAGACAGGCCUGGCAGUGGAAAUGCCCAGCCGGACGCUACGCCAGGCCAGCCACGAGUCCAUCGAGGACAGCAUGCACAGCUACGGCUCGGAGGGCAACCUUAACUAUGGGGGAGUUUGCCUGGCAUCAGAUGCCCAGUUCAGUGACUUCCUGGGCAGCAUGGGGCCAGCGCAGUUUGUGGGCCGCCAGACCCUGGCCACCACACCCAUGGGGGAUGUGGAGAUUGGCUUGCAGGAGCGGAAUGGUCAGCUGGAAGUGGACAUCAUCCAGGCUCGGGGACUGACAGCCAAGCCAGGCUCCAAGACACUGCCAGCGGCCUACAUCAAGGCCUACCUGCUAGAGAAUGGUGUCUGCAUUGCCAAGAAAAAGACCAAAGUUGCUCGCAAGUCACUGGACCCGCUGUAUAACCAGGUGCUGCUGUUUCCUGAGAGCCCCCAGGGCAAAGUCCUGCAGGUGAUCGUGUGGGGCAACUACGGGCGGAUGGAGCGGAAGCAGUUCAUGGGUGUGGCCCGCGUGCUGCUGGAGGAGCUGGACUUGACCACCCUGGCUGUGGGCUGGUACAAGCUCUUCCCCACCUCCUCCAUGGUGGACCCAGCCACGGGCCCCCUGCUCCGGCAGGCAUCCCAGUUGUCCCUCGAGAGCACCGUGGGGCCCUGUGGCGAGCGAUCUUAGUGGUGGGGAUGGGGAGGGGCUCCCCAAGAUGGCCUGGAGACUGCCCAGCCCUGACCUGGGACCCCAGGCCCAGGGGCACAUUGAACAGAGGAGGACGGGGCUCUCCCCCCAUAGUGGGGUAGCAGAAUGGGGAGACCUGCCCCCCUUGGGCCCCUCCUCACCCCUUCUUUGCCUUUUACCCCCGAGACUUUCCCUCUCCCAAUGGGAUUGGCUGCACUUUUGACUU